Cutaneotrichosporon oleaginosum is the source of this 1088-nucleotide messenger RNA. RefSeq lists its product as uncharacterized. The record is from RefSeq and is a predicted model, not a curated record. Lineage: Eukaryota; Fungi; Basidiomycota; Tremellomycetes; Trichosporonales; Trichosporonaceae.
CUUCGACCCCCCAGCGCCUAUCACGGACCAACCCAUUCGCGUUCAGAUCCUUCUAUCGACUUCGGUCUUGUACUGUAACAAGGCAUUCCUCGGUGUCAAGUCUUGCCACCGACCUGCAGGACCACCCAGUGACGACCUCAGCGAGUCCCACCUGCCCCUCAACUGCCCUUCCCCCUUCUAAACGCACACAGUCGUACUUUCCAACCGCACAGGACAUGUGUCCUGGUGUCCCGUAUUGCCACCUGGCGGCGUGUUGCCCCAUGUGGAUCAGCAGCAACGGCCGUCAUACCGACUGGGCAUACUACGGAGGCGGAGGACACCACUACUGUGCUCACGAGGAUCGCACAAUCGGUGGCCGCGUCGUACAGUCGCACGAGGGUGGCUUCGGUGGCUAUGUGAACAUGCGCUACGAGUUGGCCGGUAACCGGCAGCAAUGGAUGAUCGACGCGGCCCCUGUCCCGGCCCCGAGCCGGCCCCUCCCGACUCCGAAGCCUGUGCAGAUUCCAGUGACGGUCGAGGUUCCCGCUACGACGUAUACCCACACCUACACCUAUACCACCCCAACCAUUCCUUGCACCGGCAUGCCGAGCUUCUGCUCGUGGAUCAAGCCGGACGCCUCCAAGAUAGCCGCCGACGCCCUGGUUGCCAAAGCCAAGAGAGAUGCGGCUGCCAAGGAGCUCGCCGACGCCAAGGCAAACUACGAGUCCAUCCUCGCAAAGAUCCACGAGGGCAAGGACGACGAGUGGGCACGCUACUGGGCGGACCUCGCCCGUUACUAUCGUGAGCUGGGGCAUCUGACCGAGGCCAAAGCGGUUUCUGAGAAGCGGCUCGCUGCAUUCGACAUCAACAACUUUUGGGGAUGGCCGAAGACUUAGCAUGAAGACUCGCCCGUCCGUCGGCGAGGUGGAAGUGGGGGCAGUGACGGACAGAGGCGAAGUCAACAACGAUCGACUUGCGAAAGGGACGAUUAGCAUAUGGAGAGGCCGAAGGGUCAUUCCCGGAAUCCUCGACGGUGUCCCACACAAGUGAAGCCUGGAUUGGUUGUAGAUACGUGUUGUACUAUAUGCAUGGAUCGUUUUAGGCAAGAA